GUAGCCUGGUGGCCAAUGGAGAUCCUCCUCCUCCACAGGCUGUUUUUACCUGGUUCUUCCUGGCUUGUCAGCGGUGAGACCAACUGCGAAAGCAAAAUAUGCGACACUCACCUGACCUCCUUCGAGCCAGAGGCGUUAGGCAAUUUAGUGGAGGGCCUGGAGUUCCACAAAUUUUACUUUGAUAAUGUACUGGGAAAAAACUGUAAAGCAGUCAACACAAUGAUCUUAAAUCCUCAUGUGCAUCUGCUUGGAGAUGAUGCUGCCUGCAUCGCAUAUGUCCGACUCACCCAGUAUAUGGAUAAACAGGGUCUUGCCCACACACAACAGAGUGAGGAGACGAGAGUUUGGCAACGCCGUGAUCAUAAGUGGCAAUGUAUGCACUUUCAUCGCUCUGGGUCACCUUCCGCCCCUUUUGCGUUGGGCACUAAGUAAAUCCUGAGGAUAAUAAAGGGUACUGGAUACCCUAGAGAGGAAUGGAGUAAAUGUAUGGUUGUUAGAUCAGCCUCUGUGGAAUGUGUGGGUUGGAAACAUGAAAAAUUUCCCUCACCACUGUUCAGGCCUCAACAUAGCCAAUCAUUUUUAAAGGACCAAAGUGCUUAGAGACCUGAAGUGGCUUUGUAUUGGUGGGAAGAACUGUGUCAAGAUGAACCAAAAAGUGUGUUCUAACCCCAUAUGUUCUGCAGAUUGUCUACCUUAUUCCUAGAAUUCUAGGUGCAGGUUAGCAUUUGAUAUGCCAGAUUCAUGUUGGAUUUCUUGAUGGUUGCCUAUAUUUUGAGGAUUGAAUGUUCCCAUUGCUACCAAGUAUAUUAAUAGAUGUGUGGCAAAAUUUUAGAUUUAUAACAAACUCUCUUUGUUGGACAAUUCUUCAGUGAUAUGUGCACAAUUUAUGGCUCCUGAAGUUCUCAGAUGCUAGAUAGAAAUUAAUAUGUUAUUGAAAAUACUGUAGGAAUGCAUUUCUUCUAAGCAUCUUACAUUCGCCUAAUAUACAGAAUCGUUUUACAUAAGCCACAUCCAUUUCUAAUAGUUAGUUCUAUUAACUAUAAAGAGAAUAAAGAAUUAACUGUGGAUAAUAUUCUUACUGAAAAGUAUUGCCAUUACUAAGCAUCAGACUGAGUGGAUCAGUCUUGAAGCUUGAUCAUCUUCUCAUCCUGUGUUGUUAACAACUGCUUCAGUCAUCUAGUGCUGCAGUAUAUGUUGGCUAAAUCAUCAAAAUCCGUAUGUUUGAAAUUAAUGGACAUAAUUUAAAAUACAUUCAUAUAUGUACAGUAUAUGAUUAUAUUUGUGUGUGUGUGUGUGUAUGUGAGUAUUUUGAGUGUAUGUACAUAC
This is a messenger RNA of Cherax quadricarinatus, 1326 nucleotides long. RefSeq names its product calcium/calmodulin-dependent protein kinase type II alpha chain-like. NCBI's taxonomy places the organism in Eukaryota, Metazoa, Arthropoda, Malacostraca, Decapoda, Parastacidae. Gene Ontology annotation, molecular function: calcium/calmodulin-dependent protein kinase activity; calmodulin binding. Gene Ontology annotation, biological process: protein phosphorylation. The record is from RefSeq and is a predicted model, not a curated record.